Messenger RNA from Xiphias gladius (swordfish), 3163 nucleotides. Its product is annotated as choline transporter-like protein 2. Gene Ontology annotation, biological process: transmembrane transport; choline transport. The record is from RefSeq and is a predicted model, not a curated record. The coding region runs from base 462 to 2681 and encodes 739 amino acids. Gene Ontology annotation, cellular component: membrane. NCBI's taxonomy places the organism in Eukaryota, Metazoa, Chordata, Actinopteri, Istiophoriformes, Xiphiidae. Gene Ontology annotation, molecular function: choline transmembrane transporter activity. The transcript is spliced from 23 exons.
AAUACCAUCUACAACACUUCUCCUCUGCAUAUACAGCAGCAAUUCCUAUCCUCUUCCUGAUGUCCACGCCUCUUCCCUUUCAAUCCUAGCCUUCCUUGUAGAUGAGUUUUACUUGCUUGUUUGGAUGGCUGUUUUGAGACAGACACAAAGUGGAAAACCAGACUGAAAGUGGUCUUUUGGAAGUGGGAGGUGAUAGAGGGAAAUUCACAGGUGGAGCAUAGAUUGGAAAGAGGCAGUUGUUUCAGGAUAAACAGAGGGGAAGUCUACUCAGGCUCACAGCUAUACAGCUAUACAGGGACAGGUUGGACUGGUUUCUCCUUCACAAGACCUUAGUCUCUACCGCUCGCAUUCAUUUAUACUAGCAGAGAAAGGAGGAAGAAGUGAACCAGAUAAGGGGGCUUUGGAAAGAGUAAAAGGGUUCUCUAGACAUUUCAACAUUUGACCCAGAAAGGAAUUUCAAGAUGCCAGGGGAUGGAGAAUAUUAUGGAAAGCAUGCAGGGAGGAAUUUGUCAGGUUGCCAGGCGUGUCUGCCUGGAAGGAAAAGUCAUCUGACAGAACAAUGGGAGGAGAAGGGAGGCAUACAGUUUCUUAACCGUGAGCCAAGGAAGUAUGACCCAACCUUCAAGGGCCCGAUCCAGAACAGGGGCUGCACAGACAUCAUAUGCUGCAUCCUCUUCAUUCUUGCCAUACUGGGUUAUAUUGCAGUGGGAAUACUAGCCUGGUCCCAGGGUGACCCCAGAAAGGUGAUCUAUCCCACAGACAGUCAAGGCCAGUUCUGUGGACAGGCUGGCACCAAACUUGAGAACAAGCCCCUGUUGUUCUACUUCAACAUCAUGAAGUGCGCCAGCCCCGUAGUGCUGCUGGAGUUCCAGUGUCCGACCACACAGAUGUGUGUGGAGAAGUGCCCCGAAAAGUUCAUGACAUUAGUCAAAGCGUACAACAACAAAAAUGACUUUGACUACUACAAAAACUUCUGCAAGGAAGGUGUGACUAAUACAAUGGCUAUAUCGGUUAUCCUCAGUUUAGGUCUCUGUCCUGCCAUGCUGACCCCCAGCAAGCCCUUCACACGCCGGUGUUUCCCAGCUUUGGGCCAGAAAGGAGGGGUGAUAACUGUGGGAAACAAAUCUCACUUUGAUGAUGGAACCGGAAACAUGAUAGAUGCCAAGAAUCUGGUGGAUGGAGUCAAGAAUGCCACUGUGGUUAUUGAGGCUCGUCAGGUGGUCAUGAAAAUCUUUGAAGAUUACACACAGUCCUGGUACUGGAUUCUCAUAGGGUUGGUUAUUGCUAUGCUCACCAGCCUGCUCUUCAUCAUCCUCCUGCGCUACCUGGCAGGGAUAAUGGUCUGGGUCAUUAUUGCAAUGGUGAUACUGGUCAUAGGAUAUGGUAUCUUCCACUGCUACAUGGAGUAUGCUGCCCUGAAGGGAGAGCCAGGAGCUAAUGUGACUCUACAGCAACUGGGCUUCCAGACAGACUUCUCAGUCUACCUGCAGAUUAGACAGACCUGGCUAGCCUUCAUGAUUAUCCUGGCCAUUGUGGAAGUCAUUAUCAUCCUACUGCUCAUCUUCCUCAGGAAAAGGAUUCUCAUUGCCAUUGCUCUCAUCAAAGAAGCCAGCAGAGCCAUUGGGCAUGUGAUGUGUUCCCUUCUCUAUCCACUGUUCACUUUCCUCCUCCUGGCCAUAGUAAUCGCCUACUGGGCAGUUACUGCUGUUUUCUUGUCUACCUCGAAUGAGCCUAUUUACAAAGUUUUCAAUGAGACGGCAUGUGACCAUUCAAGGAAAAUUUGUGACCCAGCUAACUACACAAUCAGUCCCAUGAAAGCGCAGUGCCAUGACUCCCAGUGCCUUUUUGCCUUCUACGGAGGAGAGACAGUUUACCACAAAUACCUGAUCGGCUUGCAGUUCUACAACGUCUUCCUCUUCUUCUGGUGUGCCAACUUUGUCAUUGCUCUGGGACAGAUGACACUGGCCGGGGCCUUUGCCUCGUACUACUGGGCCUUUGUCAAGCCAGAUGACAUGCCUGCCUUCCCAGUGUUUUCUUCCCUAGGGAGAUCUCUCAGAUAUCAUACAGGAAGUCUGGCAUUUGGCUCCCUUAUUCUAUCCAUCAUUCAGAUCAUCAGGGUUCUGCUGGAGUAUCUGGACCACAAGCUGAAAGGAGCCCAAAAUAAGUUUGCGAAGUUCCUGUUGUGCUGUCUGAAGUGCUGCUUCUGGUGUCUGGAGAAAUUCAUCAAGUUCCUAAACAGAAAUGCCUACAUUAUGGUGGCGAUAUAUGGCAAAAACUUUUGCACCUCAGCCAGAGAUGCCUUCUUCCUCCUCAUGAGGAACAUGAUCAGGGUGGCUGUCUUGGAUAAAGUGACAGAUUUCCUCUUGUUUUUGGGCAAACUACUCAUCGUUGGGCUUGUGGGAGUCUUUGCCUUCUUUUUCUUCUCUGGGAGAGUGAAAGCCUUUGAGAAUACAGCUCCCAAUCUCCACUACUACUGGGUACCCAUCCUGACUGUCGUGAUUGGCUCGUAUCUCAUCGCCCAUGGAUUCUUUAGUGUGUACGCCAUGUGUGUGGACACUCUGUUCCUCUGUUUCUUGGAGGAUCUUGAGAGAAAUGAUGGCAGUCCAGAGAGGCCCUACCUGAUGCCUGAGAGCCUCCGCAAAGUCCUAAAUAAGAAGAACAAGACCCAGCUAGCUCAGUAGAGCACAUCCUCUAACAGUGUAAGCCUUAGUGAGGUGAGACUGUGGGCUAAAAUUGACUGUGGUUUGAUUCAGUGGAAACAGGUCAGGACAAGAACCUAAUGCCAUCAGUCACCAGGAGCCUACAGGUGACAAUCAGUAGUGUCAUCCAUUGUAUUUUGUUUCUGCCAAAUAGGUCAUAACUUUAGUCCAACAUGUGUCGUCCAAUUAGAAUCUAAAAUGGGGUUCACAUUCCCACAUGUCUCCAUUUCUUAUGAGUGAGACAGUUUGGUUUUUCAUAAUACCAGGAAUUCAAUUUAGACCUUUUACGGAUUUUAACAUUUUGGACGUUAUUUUGUGUUUGUUUCAUGCAGUUAACAUCCAAAAACUUUUUUUUAGUAUGUUGUUAAUUUGAGUAUGUUUUUAUUUUUAAUGAGUGUUACGUGAAGGUACACGUAAAAGCAAGGUAAGCAUAAAAGUAAUCUAUUAAAGUUGUUUAAAAUGUA